AUUCGGGAAACAUGGCACCAUUGGAAUGGUUUCAGCAAUCUGUCAAUAUUUUGUGGCAACAGAAUGUUUUCGGCGAUCUGUUAAUAUUCGUGGUAACAGGUCUAGAUCCGGGAAACAUGGCACUGUCGGAAUGGUUUUAG
This is a messenger RNA of Acaulospora morrowiae, 140 nucleotides long. The record is from the annotation of a GenBank genome assembly. NCBI's taxonomy places the organism in Eukaryota, Fungi, Glomeromycota, Glomeromycetes, Diversisporales, Acaulosporaceae.